This is a messenger RNA of Chiloscyllium plagiosum (whitespotted bambooshark), 1712 nucleotides long. RefSeq names its product ADP-ribosylation factor 6-like. NCBI's taxonomy places the organism in Eukaryota, Metazoa, Chordata, Chondrichthyes, Orectolobiformes, Hemiscylliidae. The record is from RefSeq and is a predicted model, not a curated record. Gene Ontology annotation, molecular function: GTPase activity; GTP binding.
CUUUGUCGUAUUCUGUGGGAUCCAUAUUGAUCACAGUGUUUUCCGUUGAAUAAUAACAGCUCCAAAAUGGCUUCCAAUACGCAACAGAAACUGCAAUGUACGCACCAUAAUUCGUUAUUUAGAUCGGACGGAGGAAGUAGGCGGAGUUGAUACCGAAUAUCGAUGAAGCUUGAUUCAGGUGGCGUUUAGAGGCCUGAGUAAUAAGGCCUUAAACCUACUAAAUAGAAGAGAACGAAGGAGUCAAAACAGUUUCACUCGAUCUGCACUUUUCUGCUAAUCUGUUUGGUUAAUUGGGGUCUUUACAAACUGAGAAUUGCUCAGUUAUUGUGAAGCUGAUGAAUUUCAGAAGCUAAUCAUCUUACUUUCUCGAGCCAAUAUUCACUGCUACAACUAGAGCAGGAGGAAAACUUUUUUCAUUCAUAUUUGAUUUUGACUUAACAAGCAAGAAGAAUCUGGGAGAACAGUGAGAGAUUUCGCUUUGGUGUUACCUUUUCUGCAACAGGUUGUCACUCCUUUGUGCUUUUUUUCCUCAAAUACUUCAAAGGCUGUGUUAAUAUUUCGAGAAAUCUGAUGUUAAAAUAUCAGUAUUAAUCCAGUAUUGUUUGUGAGAACAUAUUUUGCAUUGAUUAUUUUUAAAAUGGGGAAAUUCCUGUCAAAGAUUUUUGGAAACAAAGAAAUGCGAAUUCUGAUGCUGGGCCUGGAUGCAGCUGGAAAGACUACGGUGCUAUACAAACUCAAACUGGGACAGCCUGUCAGUACAACUCCAACUGUAGGCUUUAAUGUGGAGACAGUGACUUACAAAAAUGUUCGGUUCAAUGUCUGGGAUGUAGGUGGUCAGGAUAAGAUCAGACCUCUUUGGAGGCACUAUUAUACAGGUACCCAGGGGUUGAUCUUUGUGGUGGACUGUGCUGACAGAGACCGCAUUAACGAAGCCAGACAAGAGCUAUAUCGCAUCAUAAAUGACAGAGAAAUGCGCAAUGCUAUUAUUCUAAUCUUUGCAAACAAGCAAGACCUGCCUAAUGCCAUGAAACCCAUUGAGCUCCAAGAGAAACUGGGCCUGAAUAGGAUUCAAGAUCGUAACUGGUAUGUUCAGCCUUCCUCAGCAACCACUGGAGAUGGACUGUAUGAAGGGCUAACCUGGCUAACAUCUAAUUACAAAACAUCUUGAGAACAAAGUUAAAACUUACAGAGAUGUUGCAUAUGAACUUUAUACCCGUUGCCUUCAAUUUGCAACAGAGUGGAACUGCUUCAAAGAAAAGUAUGCUUUUAACAAUAUAGGAGGAAUGGCUAGACCAUUAUAAGAGCAACUUGGCACUUGGUAAAGAUUUGCUUAUAGCAACAUUAUUAUCACAGUUAGCUUUUAUUAUAUGUGGCUUUGACUAUGUCAGAUUGAUUAAAAGUCAGAUUUUUAUUUUCACUGUUGAUCUAUUAGCAGAAUCUGUAUUGAUAUCUGGCAGUCCAGUUACAGUGUGUGUGCUACAUUUAAUGGAUAAUCUUUAAGAAUAAGUAUUAAAUUUACAUUAGACUGUUAGUGUUUAUAAAGAACUUCAAAAGUUUGCAAAAAGGCAACCAUAUACUGUGGUUGUUUUUAUUCUCCAAUGUUGCUGAACAUUUAAGCAUCAUAUGUGUUAAAAGUUUACUUAGAGUCAUAGAGUUCUAUAGUGUGGAGACAGACCCUUUGGUCCAACUCAUCCAUACUGACCAGAUAUCCU